Acanthopagrus latus (yellowfin seabream) is the source of this 5173-nucleotide messenger RNA. Its product is annotated as E3 ubiquitin-protein ligase RNF19A-like. The record is from RefSeq and is a predicted model, not a curated record. The transcript is spliced from 10 exons. Bases 396 to 2948 code for a protein of 850 amino acids. Gene Ontology annotation, biological process: positive regulation of proteasomal ubiquitin-dependent protein catabolic process; ubiquitin-dependent protein catabolic process; protein polyubiquitination. Gene Ontology annotation, molecular function: zinc ion binding; ubiquitin protein ligase activity; ubiquitin conjugating enzyme binding. Gene Ontology annotation, cellular component: ubiquitin ligase complex; cytoplasm. Lineage: Eukaryota; Metazoa; Chordata; Actinopteri; Spariformes; Sparidae.
GGGCUUGACGACAGCAUUCAGACUCACUCGGGGAAUGCACCCUGGCGUCCCCCUGCGAAGUUUUCUUCAACAUUUUCGUUAAACCACGGCUGACUGCGAAAUGGACACCGCGGUAUACACCUCGGUGGUGAAGUAAAGAGCAGACUUAACGGUCAGUGUUCUGCAAUUGAACAUCUACGUCUCAUCACUGUGAUUCAAACCAGGGCUGGAUCUCAUCAUACUUCGAAAUCUGCUACACCAGCUCCCAGCCGCUAUGUCCUAGCUAACAGCAGCCUGGCCCCCCACCCCUGAUCAUCUUGUCCCUCUCUCUGUCCUCCUCCCUGUCCCUGUCCCUCAUCUCCUCUCCUGAUGUUGUGAUUUUUGGUCGUAGCACCAGCGGCGUCCCUUCUGGCGUGAUGAGCAGCCUGCAUCAUGGCAGCACAGGCUCAGAGCGAGACCUUCACUCUGCUGCCUCCUCUGUUAGCCUCCCCUCAGUUCGCAAGACCCCCAAGAAGCGCCGUCUGUCCCUCCAUUCACUCUUCGGCCGACGACGCCGGCCUGAGCGCGACCCCAAGCGCAAGUCCAGGCCACUACAGGUUGCCUCUGGAGUGGAUGGCAUUGUCAGCACUGAAAAUGUCCAGGCAGAGACUUUCCAGGAUAAAACCUCUGCCCAGUCCACACUUGCAGCAGUGUCAACUUCAUCAGUGUCGGGUUCUUCAUCAGAGCUGCUGGAGUGCCCUCUGUGCCUACUGCGCCAUGCACGGGACCGCUUCCCAGACAUCAUGACCUGCCACCACCGCUCCUGUGCAGACUGCCUGCGACAGUAUCUGCGCAUCGAGAUUUCAGAGUCUCGAGUUAACAUCUGCUGCCCCGAGUGCUCAGAGCGCUUCAACCCCCACGAUAUUCGGAUGAUCUUGGGGGACCGGGCCCUUAUGGAGAAGUACGAGGAGUUCAUGUUGAGGAGGUGGCUGGUGGCUGAGCCAGACUGCCGCUGGUGCCCUGCCCCCGACUGCGGAUACGCUGUCAUUGCGUUUGGUUGUGCCAGCUGCCCAAAGAUCACCUGUGGGCGUGAGGGCUGCGGGACAGAGUUCUGCUACCACUGCAAACAGCUGUGGCAUCCCAACCAGACAUGUGACACAGCACGGCAACAAAGGGCCCAAACCUUCAGGCUGAGGAGUUUCAGGUCCUCCUCUCUCAGCUACAGCCAAGAGAGUGGAGCUGCAGGUGAUGACAUCAAGCCUUGCCCUCGCUGCGCUGCCUACAUCAUCAAGAUGAAUGAUGGAAGCUGUAAUCACAUGACCUGUGCUGUCUGUGGCUGCGAGUUCUGCUGGCUCUGCAUGAAGGAGAUCUCUGACCUGCACUAUUUAAGUCCAUCAGGCUGCACCUUCUGGGGGAAGAAGCCCUGGAGCAGAAAGAAGAAGAUCCUCUGGCAGCUCGGCACGCUGGUGGGCGCACCCGUUGGCAUCGCCCUCAUAGCUGGCAUUGCCAUCCCAGCAAUGAUCAUUGGCAUCCCAGUCUAUGUUGGCAGAAAGAUCCAUAAUCGCUAUGAGGGCAAAGACAUCUCUAAACACAAGAGGAACUUGGUGAUAGCUGGUGGUGUGACGCUGUCUGUGAUUGUGUCACCUGUAGUUGCAGCAGUCACUGUCGGUAUCGGAGUCCCCAUUAUGCUUGCUUACGUCUAUGGAGUUGUCCCCAUCUCACUGUGCCGGAGCGGCGGCUGUGGUGUGUCUGCUGGCAACGGCAAAGGGGUGCGGAUCGAGUUUGACGACGAAAAUGACAACAUUGGAAGUGGAGCAGCAGCUACAGACACAACCUCAGUGGCGGAGACUCGGCUCAAUAAUCCCAGCCUUGGAGAUGGAGCGAGUGUCGGCGGCCUGACUGGCCUGAGCCUCAGUGUCAGCGGGAGCCACAUGGAGCGCUGCGGCAUGAGCUCCGCUCAGCGGGAUAACAUGAGCGACAACGCCAGCACCACUGCCCUCGCUGGGACCAGCAUCACCGGCAGCCUCUCUGGCAGCUGCUACAACAGGAUGGAGGUGCAGGCUGAUGUACAGAAGGAGCGCUGCAGUCUGAGUGGAGAGUCAGCCACCGUCAGUCUCGGGACAAUCAGUGACAACGCAAGCACAAAAGCCAUGGCAGGAUCCAUCCUCAAUGCCUACAUGCCUCUGGAAAGGGACAAUAGUCUGGAAGUUCAGGCAGACGUGGAGUCCAAACCGGAGAAGGUGAGGCACUGCAGCGCCAGCAGCAGCCUGGAUGAAGCCAGCUGCAGCAGUAGCACCGCUGGCCUAAAAGGUGCCAGCGGAGGCACGUGCUCAUGCAGCGCUGCAAGCUGCUGUGCGCAGCACGACAACCACUGCUGCCCAUCAUCGCCCUGGUCAAAGGAACCUUCCACUUCAGGGGGCAAGAAAAGCAAAGGAAAGCUUUGGAAAAGAGCCAGCAGCUGCAGCAAAGGAGAAACUAAAAUAAACGAGACACGGGGAGAUAUGGAUGCUCAGCUCCUGGAGCAGCGCAGCACCAACUCCUCCGAGUUUGACUCUCCGUCUCUGAGCGGAAGCCUGCCCUCAGUGGCCGACUCACACUGCAGCCACCUCUCAUCAGAGCUCAGCUGCUCAGAUCCUGAAACCUCAAGACCAGCUCAUCAACCCUGCUGCGCCCCAAUGGACCAUCACCCAGCUACCGCCUUCAACGAUGUCACCAUCUCACCCAUGCCUGAGGUCGAGCACGACCGCCUGGAGCACUAUCCACCUCAGAGUAGCCACGCAGCCUUCACCCACCGCCUGCUAUCAUCAUCUCCACCUGCGUCACCAAAGGAGGGAAGCAGCGGGACGUUUCUGUACAUCAGCGAGGAGGGCGCAGGCGGCGGCGCAGACACAGAGCCUGAGAAAGAUCAGAAAGUAAAAGAGAGCACCAAAAACACUGCCGCACAGCCUGUAAGCCCAACAAGGAAGCGCUGCAUACAGACGGACAUCUAAAGGAAGCCUCCUCCUCUUUGGGUGCUGCUAGCUCAGUUAGCCUUAUCACCUAAUUUCACUCUUGAGUGCAUCUGGGGAAACCAGUGGUCAAGUUUAAGUCUAAUUAUAUUUUUAUCUGCUGUGAAGGCAGGAAUAUGAUGUGAAUGUCAGUCUAUACAGUUACAAAGAAGGUAGAAGUUGGAAAGAGAUGUUGUGACUUAAGCGAACAAGAGCACAGUAAAGUCAGAGCAGACGAGUUGCUUUUGUCGUUCAGCGACAGAACAAGCAGAUGCGUGUGAACCAGAUGUUUUGGCUAGGUCGAGUUGAAUGUAUGAAGACAGGUGUAAAGUGUGUUAUCAGGGUGGCGUGAUACUACAGAAGGCCCAUCCAGCUGUUAUGAUGAUCUGCAAAGUCCCUGAAUGAUUUUCCAAAUGCAAGCUCACAAAAAAAAGCAGAACUGAUAAAAGCUGGAUAGGAAAAAGAAAAAUAUACAUUCAAUAGGAACCUGAGCUGCUAUUUUAAACCCUGAACUUAUCUUUCAGUGUGGCAUCUGCAAAAAUCUGGAUGCCUAGCAUGAAUCAGGGAUGGAUACAUCAUCACUGUGGUCCACCGCUGUGCCACCAGGUCAUUCUGUGACUUCUUAAAGCAGCAUGAGAAACACCACAGCUAAAGGAUUGUUGAACCUCAGAGGGACCAGUCCAUACAGUAGCAAAUUCUAUUUUUCCAUAAUCACCUAUACAAAAAAAAAAUAUUAUUGUUGCUUUUUGUUUAAAAUGUGACUCCUGUUUUUUUUUUUUUUGUGCUUUGUCUUUGCUUAUUUUUUAUUUUCCAUUUUGGGAAAGUUGGUUUUAAUGUUGAAGCCCUUUGUUGGGUCCAAACCUUUUAGUAUAAUUCGGGUGAAGAUGACUCAAACUGUAGCCUUUUAAAGUAUUGUGGAUUUAAGACAGUUGCCAACUUGCAUUAAUCCACCUUCACAAAGCCCCGUUGUGCACUGCUUAAAAAUAGCUUUUGUUUGUGGUUGCUCCUGUGCAAAUGUAACCCAAGUUUUCACAGCAGUUUUUAGUCUAUCACAGAAUUAUGAAAGGUAUUUUAGCGAAAGGGAGAAAAGCAGACAUGGUCAAUUUCUUAGUUCGAAACUGUAGCAUUUCUUACAAUUUAUGGGGCUUAUCAGCAACUAAAACUGGAGAGUAAGAGAACCAGUGUAUUUGCAAUAAGAGGCUCUGAUCUACUUGUGCAAUGAGAAUAUACUCGUGUAUUUCAUUCUGAUUUAUUAUUCAGUAGUGAAUUUAUAAAGAUAAAAGGUAUCCAAAUCAAAAUAUAAUUUUUGAUUUUUUCCUUUGGGUGUAUUUUAGCUACGAAGUGUUUUUAAUUUGUUCUCUUAAAUCCUCGCAAAUGAUUAAUGCAAAUAAUUUUCUAUUUGUUGGACCCACAGUGCCUUUUGGAGGAGGAAAUCCUUUGUACAGUGUUUUUAUUUGUAUUUCCUCAUUCUGUACGUCCUGAGUGAGUUUAUUACGUUUGCCUCGAAACGCUUGAAAUCUGAUGCUAAAUCUUCACCUUCCCCUCAGCGCUAAUGCUAGCCGUCACACUAGCUUGUUCAGCCGACCAAAGACUGCUCUCAGGCUGCUUGACAGAACCGCUAAUAAUGUUUAUGAUACCCAAAAGAUUUCAUUUUAGAAAUCAACUUGUAAUACCCAAGGUCAGAAAAGUGACCUCCCCGGAUUAGAAAACAACAUUGGAUUUAAACAAGGUCUUUAAAUAUCAAGACCAAAAUGGCUUUUUUUUUUAGGAAGAAUAUUUUAAAAAUGUUCCCCCGACAGUAGCCAAAGUCAGCUCACCCGUGUUGUUGGUCAGCUCUGUUUGGCUAUAAAACCCCGUCCAUCCAAACCUAUCAGCAUUUUGAGCGUCAGAUGUUCGUGUUCGGCAGCUGUUGUAAAUUUUCAGCCUGACCACAGAUUACUCUGCUGGAACGUCUACCAGACGAGCUCAGCGUGAUACGUCUGGGAGCAGAGAGUUGGCGGUGUUGACUAAAAAGAGUUAAAGAGCUGCAGGAUAUUCCCACCCUGUUUAUGUUCCUUCUGUUAAAUUCCUGUAAGUUUUAUAUUCUUAUUUGAAGACUAGUGCCAGGUCUAUUUUCUAACUUGGUCAAAAGAAGCUUAUGCGAUUUGAAAAAGUAUAUAUUCCCUAAUUAUUUGCUUUAUAAUGUGCAUGUAAAUGCAUAUCCUUAAACAAUAAAAAUCUCAAUAAAG